Messenger RNA from Marmota flaviventris (yellow-bellied marmot), 2511 nucleotides. The record is from RefSeq and is a predicted model, not a curated record. NCBI's taxonomy places the organism in Eukaryota, Metazoa, Chordata, Mammalia, Rodentia, Sciuridae.
AUGCAGCCACCAGCCUGUGACUGUCCUCUGGGAAAGGACCAAGAAGUGCCAGAGGAAGGGUGGCUCUUGGAUUUGGAAACUCAGCAACCCCACUGUGCUCCAGAGAACAGCAACCCAGACGGUGUGUCCUGGAAGCUUCCAUCAGUCGGUCCUCUUAGUUUUGUGGGGAGAACAGAGUCUUCUUGUCCUGAGAUGCAGCCCCAGGGCUGUGGGACCUCUCCUCAGGGGCCCUGGAACCCGUCAAAGAAGCUCUGUGAGAACCAGGGGAACCUUCUCCAGUUUGACCGGCAAGCCCCCGGCCGCAUCUCCACCUCUCCCACCUUGAGGAGAUUAAGGGGCAGUAGCCGGGGGUCUUCCAUCUCACCACCUCACCAAGAUGUCUUGGAUGUGUCCACCCAGAGAAUCUGGAGAAAUCCUACAAGCUCCCCAGGUCACCUUUCCAAGAGUCUACCUGGAAGCCCAAGAGAUUCUUCACCUUCCCUAUCACCCCUGAGACCCCGCUCAGGACUGCUUUCAGAUCCCGAAAGUACCCUCAGCACAGCUGACUCCUUCAAGUCCCAAACCAGGACCCCUGAUGAACAUGUCCUUCUUGCAUUUCGGCCCAUCAAUGAGGGGUCUCCUCACUGGGCCUCUCUUCCAGGGCAAGAAGGCCACUCAACGCCCAACCCCACUGCAGGGUCCCCAAGACCUCAGGGAGAAGAACUGCAGCAAUCCAGGUUCUACGAGCGCAGGCGCAGUUCUGUGGUGCUGAACUUACCUGGACUCGAGGUGUUUCCCGGGGACCUUCUGGUUUCUGAUGGAGCUGCAGAUUACCUGUGCCACCCACUACUGCUGCUGAAUCCAGAAUCCAAGAAAACAAGAUGGCCUUUCUCCAAGAGAGGAGUGAGCAAAGACAAACACAAGCUGGUCGCCGAGCUGGAAAACUGCCUGUCCUCUGUGAAGAUCACAGACUUCAGGGGCUACGAGUUCCGCCGCUUUAAGGAUAAGACCUGGAACGAAGUCAUGGAAACACGUCAGAAACUCCCCCCUGAUGGAUCAGACUUGGGAAAGCAGCAAGAGGCUGUGUGGGAACUCUUCACGAGUGAAUGCACUUAUUUCUUGGACCAUUUAUUGGUUCUUAAGAUGAUCUUUUUGAAUACAUUAAAAUAUCUUCAAAUUCACGAAUAUCUCCUGGAUGUGGAUCUAUGGAGACUUUUUGCAAACCUGGAGGAGUUAACUCAGACAAGCCUUGGUUUUGUGAACAGUCUUUUCAGCAUCAUCAAGGUCUACGUAGAAGCUUCUGAGACUUCACCAUUGAUGGAUUUCCUUUCUGUGCUUGCAAAGUAUUUCCGAGGGAGCCUCUGUCAGAGCCACCAGACCUAUUGCCUGAAUUACUCUGCUGCUGUGUUUUAUCUUGAGAGCCUGAGGCAGAGAGAUGACUUCAGCAUUUAUUUAAAAUGGUGUGAGCAAAACGAACAGUGCAGACGGCUGCACCUGCCUGAGCUGCUAGUGGCCCCGCUACACAGGCUUACUCGAUACCCCUUGUUGCUGAAGAAUAUCUGGAAACGGAGCUCGGACUCCACUGAGAAGAUCAUGAUCUACUCCAUCAAGGAGAAGGUGGAAAAGUCAAUCCGAGAUCUUGAAGGAAAAGUGAAGUGGCUUGACAAUUUCCAAAAAUUCAGACAUCUACAGGAGAUUAUAAUAUGGCCUCCACUUUGGGAUAGAGAUAAAAGGUUUUUCAUUCCAGAGUGUUUGAAACACAUUUUUAAGGACCACACAGCAGAACACAUCUUGUCUCCAACCAACAGACACCUUCUCUAUGAAGGAAAAUUAACUCUUGCAGAAAGCACAAGAUUCCUAGAUGUGUAUCUGUUCCUCUUUGAUGAUUUCCUCUUAAUUACAAAAACUAAACGCAGCAAAAAGAAACUUGGGAGUGCAGACACUGGUUUGAUAUGUCCUUCACUUACUCCUGAGCUGCAAACUGUAAUAAAAGAGGGUGGCUCCUGUAUAGUACUCGAUCAGCCCAUUCCACUAGAUAGAUUGGUUGUCAAAAGCAUUGAUCCGCUCCACGUGUCAGUCUUUGGGCUGAGAAAUGCUUUCCUUAUACAACAUGAAAACAGAUAUCGACAGUGUAUAGCAGCAUUCUUAUUACAAGCCCAAACGGAAGACAUCAAAAAAACAUGGAUGACACAAAUAACAGCAGCUAUCUCUUGCUUCACCAAGAGUCAGGAAACCAAGAAAAUAGCAUUAAUCAAACUAACUGCAGAAUCCUCUGAAAUUUAGGGACCUAAACAAGUGGCAAACUUUAUUAGAGUUUAGGGCUUUAAGUAUUCUUUCAUUCAAUCUUUUGGUAACACUUAACCUAGUAAUGAAGUAGAAGGAAAUGUGCAUUCAUUCUAAAGGUGUUCCAAGAUUUGAAAAUUUGAGCUAGGAAAGUCCUUAGUAUAGAGGAAUAAUGACUGCAAGAAAUUUGAACUCUGAGGAACUUCUUAACAGCAACAUAUUGAUAUUCAGACUAUCUUCUAAUAUUUA